Molecule: messenger RNA, 1499 nt
Organism: Anthonomus grandis grandis
Lineage: Eukaryota; Metazoa; Arthropoda; Insecta; Coleoptera; Curculionidae
Product: ankyrin repeat and MYND domain-containing protein 2
Exons: 3
Coding region: 173-1387 (404 amino acids)
Molecular function (GO): protein binding
Source: RefSeq, a predicted model, not a curated record
CCCAGGCCUUUAGUUCUUCACAUAUCCCGAGACAGUGACAUAUCCCAUAACCUAAAUUUACGAAUUUAAGUAAUUUUGUAUUGUUUGAUUAAUUAGAUUUACUUUAAUUUAAACUUAUCAGAUAAUCCAAGAAGAAACUUAAUCGUAUUUGCCAUACUUAGUACUUUUCAAUAUGUCUGAAACAGAGGAAUCUACCCUCUCAUCCACUGAGAAGAAAAUAUUUGAAGCAGUAACAAAUAAUGAUGCUGGUUUACUUAAAAACGCCCUUUCAGAGAACUCAAAUGUUAAUAUAUUCGAUGAGAAUAGAAUUACCCCCCUUCAACAUGCUGCAUAUAAAGGAAAUAAAGAAAUAGUCCAGAUCCUUCUAGAUCAUGGGGCAAAUGUUAAUCUGUGUGAGCAUCAGCACAACUACUCCGCCCUCCACUUUGCAGCUCUAUCCGGAAAUUCGGACAUUUGCCUGCUCCUUUUGGAAGCUGGUGCAAAAUCUACAGAAACCAAUACUGUGGGGAGAACACCGUCGCAAAUGGCUGCUUUUGUAGGACACCAUAACUGUGUUUCGGUUAUAAAUAAUUUUGUACCCAAAGAAGAAGUGGAGUACUACACACAUGCAAGUGGAACUUCUAGCACCCCAUAUUUACCGCCUUUUCUUCUUGAGAGUUUUCAUAAAUUUAUAAUGGAAAUCAAUAUACAUCCUGUGAAGAUUGUGAUGAAUGUGCACAACUUUCUUGGGCUUGAAGAUCACUUGGAAGAAGUGAAAAAGGUGUUAGAGCUUAUGUGUGAGAAAGAGAUGAAAAAGGGACAAGAGACUAAUGAGGUAAUGGCAUUUAAGUUUCAUUAUUUAGGAUAUAUUGUUGGGGAGGUGCUCAAGUUAAAGCAGAGACAGGCAGUGAAGAAGGAGGAAGAAAAAGAAUCAGCGGAAGGGGAUGAAAAGAAAACUGAUAUCAGUGAGACAUUUGCAAGAAAGAUCCUGAAACCAGGAAAAGAUGAUAACCUAGAAUUUAUGGAUGCAUUUCUUAAAGAGUGCAUAAGAGAAUUUCCAUUUAGGGAGAGCACUUUGUUUAGGCAAAUAGUGACUUCACUAUCAGGAAGCGAGUCUCCUUCUGCUUUUUAUGUUGUUAAUUCAGUUAUAAAUGGCCAAAGAGGUUUUCUGGACACUAUUGCCACUUGCAACACAUGUGGCCAAGAAAAGCCUGCCAAAAAAUGUUCCAAGUGCAAAGUAGUUCAGUACUGCGAUAGAAACUGCCAAAGGUUGCACUGGACCUGGCAUAAAAAGGUAUGUUCUAGGUUGAGUCAGGAUCAGGUAUCUGAGCAACAAAUGAACAACCUCACCAAAUCCACCAAGGAUGUUGACAUAAACGAGCUACAGAAUUUUUUAGCUAAGAACUAAAUCUACAUUUACGGUUAAAUAUUAAAAUAUAAGUUUAAAACUUGGUUUUACAGAAUGUCUUCAAAAAUAUGAGUGUAUAAUUGUGGCUAACAUAAAGUGAUUGUUAAGUAUA